CAUCAUCAUCAAGAAAUCUCAGCCACCACCCACUGACAUUUACAAUGAAAUUCUCGUCGCCCUCCUUGCUUCUCCUAUGUCUUGCGGCAUCAACUUCCGCUUCCGCCAUCGAAGAAAGAACAGAAACUGAUGCUGUAGGGCAUUGGACCACCGACAGAUGCAUCGUCUCUGUCCGUGCUUCCGGCCGUAAUGAGGGCACUUACACCUCGAGGGUCGGCCCCAUUGCUUGGAACUCUGGCGGCCUCAUCUCACAAGGACUUUUCUCUGGUUGCGAUCUAAAAAUUGAUCGCAAGCGUUCGCCCCCGCCAGGAGGAUGCUCGCAGUGGACUGCUUGGAUUGAGGGUGGACGCUGCAGUACACUUGACUAUUUCAAGGUCACGUCGUUUUUCUGUGACGACCCAAGAUUUUGUUAGGAUUUCCAGGCCCGCUAUGGAUUUUACUGGCCUGACUUCCAGCGAAAAGCAAGGCCACUUUUCUGUGGUUGCGUUUGCAUAGGUUUCAUUUGAAGGAGGAAACUAUUGCAUUUUCCCUGUUUCUACAGCUAGCUUGGAUGCACAUACUUCAGUUGCAUUGCCUCAUUACACCCGAGCCCCUGGAUUCACUCUUGGUAGUCUACUAGUAAAGUAUGGCUCUUACUCAACAAGUCUUGAGUGACUGUAGAUUACACGGCCAAAGACAGUCUCACUCAGCGACAAUCGUUUGGAACCAUGGUCAUGUGUAGCCAUUUCUCAAAUCAUAAUCACCAGC
Colletotrichum destructivum is the source of this 747-nucleotide messenger RNA. RefSeq lists its product as uncharacterized. The transcript is spliced from 2 exons. NCBI's taxonomy places the organism in Eukaryota, Fungi, Ascomycota, Sordariomycetes, Glomerellales, Glomerellaceae. The record is from RefSeq and is a predicted model, not a curated record. Bases 45 to 413 code for a protein of 122 amino acids.